This is a messenger RNA of Cordyceps fumosorosea ARSEF 2679, 1494 nucleotides long. Its product is annotated as Major facilitator superfamily domain, general substrate transporter. Bases 1 to 1494 code for a protein of 497 amino acids. NCBI's taxonomy places the organism in Eukaryota, Fungi, Ascomycota, Sordariomycetes, Hypocreales, Cordycipitaceae. The record is from RefSeq and is a predicted model, not a curated record. The transcript has 2 exons.
AUGGCGCAGCCGGCGCAAGAACUUGAGAAGAUGCCGUCUCCUGAUCACCACAUCGAGGACAGCGCCACUGGCGGCGCUGGCCAACAACAAACGCCCCCGAUCGCAUCGGACCUCGAGCAGGGCCGGGGCGAGGCCCAGAGCAAGCUGAUGCGCUUCUAUGCCCAUCCUUGGACGCAGAUUAUGCUCAUCUCUGUGAUUUGCUUUUGUCUUCCUGGAAUGUACAACGCCCUCACCGGCAUCGGAGGCUCCGGCCAAGUCGACCCGACCGUCGCCGCCAACGCCACCGUCGCGCUCCUCGCCACCACGGCCGCCACCUCGCUCCUCAUCGUCGGCCCCGUCUUCACGCUCACCGGCCCGCGCGUGUGCUUCCUCCUCGGCGGCUGGGCCUACGCGCUCUACAGCGGCAGCCUCCUGCACUUCAACCACUCCGCCAACGGCGCCUUCGUCAUCGCCGCCGGCGCCGUGCUCGGCGUCGGCGCCGCGCUCCUCUGGAUCGUCCAGGGCGCCAUCAUGACCACCUACGUCGACGAGUCGCAAAAGGGCCGCGCCAUCGCCGUCUUCUGGGUCGUCUUCAACUUUGGCGGCGGCAUCGGCUCGCUCGUCUCCUUUGGCCUCAACUACCACUCCGCCGCCGGCACCGUCGGCGACUCCACCUACAUCGCCCUCAUGGUCAUCAUGAUCUUUGGCUGGUGCUUGGGGUUCUUGAUCUGCUCGCCCAAGCACAUCCGCCUGGCGCAGCUGCACGCGGCGGUGGAAAAGGAAAAGACGACCAUUGCGGGCAUGUUCAGGAUGACGCUGGACACGCUGAUGCGGUGGCGCGUGGCGUGCAUGAUUCCGCUGUUCUUCUCGGCCAACGUGUUUUACAGCUACCAGCAGAACAACGUCAACGGGUUCACGUUCAACCUGCGCACGCGCUCGCUCAACGGCGCGCUCUACUGGUUCUCCCAGAUGGCCGGCGGCCUGCUCAUCGGGCUGCUCCUCGACCUGCCCAUGCUGAGCCGCCCGGCCCGCGCGCGCCUCGGCUGGGCGUUCGUCUUCGUCACCGGCAUGGUCAUCUGGGGCGGCGGGUACCAGUUCCAGCUCUGGCAGGACGGCUUCUUCGCCGCCGGCGGCAAGCAGACGCUCGACUUCAAGGACAGCAAGACGGCGGUCGGGCCGAUGUUCCUGUACAUCUUUUACGGCUGCUACGACGCGCUGUGGCAGGGGUUCGCGUACUGGCUGAUCGGCACGGAGAGUAACAGCACGUCGCGCGCGGCGGUGCUGGUGGGCCUGUACAAGGGCCUGCAGGCGGCGGGCGCGGCGAUGGCGUGGCGCCUGAACGCGCUGCAGCUGGCGCCGAUGAAGCAGCUGGCGAUGGAUUGGGGCUUGUGUAUUGGGUCGCUGAUCGUGGUGCUGCCGAUGGUCCUGACCAUCUCGGAGAAGACGGUGGCGGAGGGCGAGGGCGGCGCGGCGGCGGCGGAGCAGCGGCAGGAGGAGAAGCUAGCGGAAGAGUAA